CCUGAAAAUUUUCAGAUUUUGCAGGAAUUUUAAAAUAUCCGAUAAGGUUUUGAAAUAAACUUAUUUCAUUUAUUUUUAAUGUUUCUUAAUCAUUCAAUUACAGAGGAAAGUCACUUAUGUAUUAAUAUUAUUAAAUUUAAAAGUUAUAAAAAAUAAUUAAACUAAAUAGAAUAAUAAUUUGUCUGUAAUGACACAAGCCUAGUUACUGGCAGUACAGAAUUUGAAAGUCAAUUAAGCAUGCAAUGUCAAUUGAAUACUAUACAUAUUGUUUUGUUACUAAUUUUUUAAGUAAAGACUACUGAAUCAUAAAAGAAAAUGUGGUUGUGUAUAUCAUAUUAUUGCUAAUUAAUUGAUUUUGCAUUAUCAAGAAAAAAUAAUCACAAAAAUAAUUUUGUAAGAUGCUAUUUAAAUUUAAAAUCCUAAGAAUUUCCCUGAGUAUGUCAUUAAAAUCCAAUGAAAAUAUGAUGAUCAAAAAUAUGAUUCUCAAGGAUGAAAAUUCGCCGAAAUUUCCAGGAUUUUCGGAUUUUUUUCAGCAAUAAAUCUUCCGAUGAUUACGUAUUAUUCGCAGCUGAUUUGACGUCGACGCGUGACGUCGUUUGUCUUCAUUUAAAAUUAAUCUGGCAUCACUACCUAAACGUUAUCCAAUUCCCGUGGCAGAGAAAACGAUAGCUCACACGUUGCGCGCGACAACGUAAGUAAAUACGUCAGUGACAAACGGUGGCGGCGGCAUCGCGAGGUUAUAUCUUGUCUUUUUUAUCGUUAUUGUGAUAACUUCUCCGAGAAAUUCGGAGAACGACUGAACGAGAGAAACCGUCAAGAAAAAAAGCAUGGAAAAAAAGAGAGAGAGAGAGAGAGAGAGAGAGAGGCGCUUCGUGCCGGGACGCGGAUCCGCGCGUAACGGCGCUCGGCGCGCGCGAAGCUCGUGACCUUCGUCGUCGCGCAACGGACACAUCGCCGACGAUAUCGUACGAUUCGCGCGGGGUCGUGAAAGCUUUCGAGCUACGAAAGCCACAGUGGUGGACUGUAAUUGCCCCUACACUACAGUCUUUAAACUAGUGAAUUGUGGUACUUUGUCCCUGGAGGGACGGAAAUCCAUUGGGCCCGAAAGAAGAAGAAGAAGAAUACACCGUACGCCAUAAUGCACGCAUGAGCACGCGGUGAUUCUAACCUAUAAUAUACGUAAUUUUUAUGGUCAGGAGAGACUGCGAGUCACAAUUAAAAUCUUAAGCAGUGUUCUUAUUAAGAAGAUCAGAAAAGUGAUGUAGAAUUAUUAUAAAAUUAUAAUAUUGUAAAAUUAAUAUUGUAAUAUUGUAAAUUGGAAGGAGAAAUUAUAUUCUAAUCUAAAAGAUAUCUACGAUUGACCUAAUCCUUUUCAUUCGAUCUGAAUUCCAAAAACAAAAAAUUAGAUUUUUCGUGUAUUCUAUGAAUCAUAAAUCAAUUUAAAUAUAAAUGUAUAGUCGAAAUCUGUGAUUGACUUUUACGAAAAAAAAAUGAGUAAACUCUAUGGACAAAGAAAUGAUAAAGGGAAGAAGUUAUCUUGGAUGUAUCGGAAGAAGGCUAAAUUGAGAAGGGCAAAAAAUGCUGAAACAAAAGUACCUGAUACUGCAAACGCAAAUGGUCAAAAUUCCCGAAUAAUUGUUCGGAAUUUACCUUUUAAGGCAACAGAAGAGGACGUGAGAAGAUUUUAUGAACCAUUUGGUGAAAUCAAGGAAAUAAAUCUUUUGAAGCGUUCAGAUGGGAAUCCAGUGGGAUGUGGUUUUAUAUAUUUUAAGCGUGUCGAAGAUGCUUCAAAAGCGAUAUUUAAUACUAAUAAAAAGGAAUUUCUUGGAAGAACUAUACACAGUGACUGGGCUAUAUCAAAAUCUAAAUUUUGUGAGAAACUCGAGAAAGAUCUCGCAGAAAAUUACGAAACUGAUAGAGAUGAACAGCAGUCUUCUCAGAAUGUUCAGGAAGAUGAUGACGGACACACACAUACUGAGAAAAAAAUUAGAAAAAAGGAUAAUUUAAAAAAGCAAAGGAGAAAAAAGUUUCUCAAAAUGAAAAAACAGAAAAAACGAGCCAGGAUAGUAAUAAGAAAUUUAGCUUUUCAGGUUACGGAAGAUAAUUUAAAGGAACAUUUUUCUCAAUAUGGUGAAGUAGAUGAAAUAAAAAUUUUAACUCGACCUGAUGGUAAACAGACUGGAGUUGCUUUUGUGCAAUAUAAUAUUGUACAAAAUGCAGCGAAAGCUAUACGUUAUGCAAAUAUGAAACCUUUCUUGAACAGACCUAUGAUAGUCGAUUGGGCUGUUCCUAAAACUAAAUUUUCGCAGAAUAGCACAGAUGUAAAACCCGAGAUCAAAACUGAACCUAUUGAUGAAGAUCAAAUGCAUGAUACUGCACAAAUAGAAACAUCUGCAAAUAACAUUAAUGAUUCGAAUGCUGAGUUAUAUAGAGAAAUUAUAAUGGAUAGUACAAAAUUAGACGAAUCUGACGAAGAAAAAGUAAAAAUGCAUGAAGAAGAGGACACUGACAAUGAAGAUGAGAAUGAUGAUAGUAAUGAUGAUAAUGUCAGUGUUGUAAUUGACAAGGAAGAAGAAAACAGUGAGGAAGAAGAGAAUCAUUCAGACGUGAAACGUUCAUCAAAACGAAUAUCCAACGACGUUGACGAGGGAAGAACAAUUUUUUUAAAGAAUGUACCGUUUUCUGUUAAAAAUGAUGAACUUAAAAGAUACAUGGAACAAUUUGGGCCUGUUUAUUAUGCUCUUGUGUGCAUUGAUCCUCUGACCGAAUAUUCUAGAGGCACUGCUUUUGUUAAGUUUCAGCGUGUUGAAGAUGCCGAAAAAUGUUUAUCAGCUGGAACUCAAUUAUGUCUGCGUGAUCAAACAAUUGAAGCUCACAAAGCGUUGCACAGAAAAGAAGUUGAAGAUAAAAAUAAUUUGAAAAAGCAAAAGAUCAAAGAUUCUAGGAAUUUAUAUCUUAUUAAGGAAGGAGUUAUACUGGCCAAAAGUCCAGCUGCGGCGGAAGUAUCGGUAUCUGAUAUGGAAAAACGUUUGAAAUUAGAACAAUGGAAAUCACAGAUGUUGCGUAAUUUAAAUAUGUUCGUAUCGAGAGUACGACUUGUGGUUCAUAACUUACCCCCCAAUUUUGAUGACGCAAAACUCAGACAGUUGUUUAAAAAUCACAGCGGACCUAAGGCUGUAAUUAAGGAGGCGCGAGUUAUGCGUGAUUUGAAAAAUAUUGAUGCAACUGGAAAAGGAAAGUCGAAGGAGUAUGGUUUUGUUGCGUUCACUACUCACGAAGACGCGCUUAAAGCUUUGAGGAGUAUAAAUAACAACCCAAAUAUAUUCUCCAAAAGCAGAAGACCUAUAAUUGGAUUCUCAAUAGAGAAUCGUAUCUUGGUAAACGUGAAGGAAAGAAGACUUCAAAAAAGUCGUGAGCGCAAUUCCUUGUGGUCUGGAAACAAAAAUAAAAGAGAACAUGCGGAUGGAACCAAGGAUGAAGUUUCAGUUAAACGAGUUAAAGUUAGAAAAUCAAAUGAUUUAGAUGAAAAACCGUAUGCAGGCAUGAUUGGCAAAGUAGGUUAUGAUAAACUGAGGUCAAAUUUCAAUCUCAAGUCACAAGCAGAAUUGCAUACGCGGACUGUAAAAAAACAGAAGAAAUUGAAGAAAACGACGAAGCAAUUGGAGAUUGUAAAAAAAGAAAAGAUAAAGAGAAAACAGGACAACAUUCCGAAAAAAACAAAGAAACUUGAUGCAGAUGAUGAAAACUUGAACAAGCUUCUAAAUAAUUAUAGAAAUAAAUUGAAAGGAAUUGAUUAUAAAAAGUCGAAGUGGUAUGAAUCUUCGACUGGAUCUUAAUGUGUAUUAAAAAUAUUUAAAAUAUUACUAAAUAUUUAAUUAUUUAGUAUAUGUAUGUAUCUACUGUUUUGUAUUAUAUGAACUAAACGAAUGAUUUAAUAAUUGGGAA
Monomorium pharaonis (pharaoh ant) is the source of this 3945-nucleotide messenger RNA. RefSeq names its product RNA-binding protein 28. The record is from RefSeq and is a predicted model, not a curated record. The transcript is spliced from 12 exons. Gene Ontology annotation, molecular function: RNA binding. Lineage: Eukaryota; Metazoa; Arthropoda; Insecta; Hymenoptera; Formicidae. Bases 1491 to 3836 code for a protein of 781 amino acids.